Messenger RNA from Capsaspora owczarzaki ATCC 30864, 1065 nucleotides. RefSeq lists its product as hypothetical. Gene Ontology annotation, molecular function: small GTPase binding; GTPase activator activity. The record is from RefSeq and is a predicted model, not a curated record. The coding region runs from base 1 to 1065 and encodes 354 amino acids. Gene Ontology annotation, cellular component: nucleus; perinuclear region of cytoplasm; cytosol. Gene Ontology annotation, biological process: nucleocytoplasmic transport; activation of GTPase activity. The transcript is spliced from 8 exons. Lineage: Eukaryota; Filasterea; Ministeriida; Capsasporidae.
AUGCGAGUGGACAGCUCUAUCUGCAUAAAGCAGAUUGGCGGUGCAGAAGCACAGGCGAUUGCUAAAGCACUCCAAGUGAGCACGACGCUGACUGCGCUCGAUUUGCGCCGUAACGAGAUUGGCGAUGUUGGAGCGCAGGCGAUUGCUGAAGCACUCAAAGUGAACAUGACAUUGAUGGCGCUCAAUCUGAUUGAGAAUCAGGUUGGCGAUGCUGGAGCGCAGGCGCUUGCCGAGGGACUCAGCAUGAACAAGGUGCUGACUAGCCUCAGUCUGAUGGCGAAUCGGAUUGGUGAUGUUGGAGCUCAGGCAAUUGCAGAGGCCCACAAAGCGAACUCGACGGUGGCUUCGCUCGAUCUGUGUCACAAUCAGAUUGGUCAUGCUGGAGCGUGCGCGAUUGCUGCAGCACUCAAAGUGAACAAGACGGUGACUCAGCUCUCCCUUGACUAUAAUUGCAUGGGCGGCCUUGGUUCUCAAGCGAUCGAUGAGGCAUGCAAAGGCAAAAGCGGAUUUCAGCUGAUCCUCCGCGAUCAGAUCAACCCUCUUGCGUUUUCCUUCCUUCCACGAUUGGCGAGUGCUGAAGACAUCCAAGAAGUGUUCCGCAUGCUGACCAGCGGGUUGGAGUUGGAGAAUCAGCGCGCAUCUCUUCCAGCACUACCAACCGAGAUUGCCGAGCUCAUUAUGGACGAAGCGCAUUACUGGCGAGGCGUGCAGCACACCAUGCGAGGGAAUCAUGGUUACAUUGCGCUGAGAGUCACUGUGCCUCAAGGAAAUUCAAUCCGUGUGAAAGCAAUUCAAGUGCUUCGUGACAAGAGAGAACAUCCCGACAACACCGUUGACGAUGCUUUCGAUUUGACUGUCCAAGAUGAACAAGGUGUUGUUCAGUACGAAUGUGCUGUGCACCCGACUUUCGUCAAUUCGAACCUCGCCCUUGCGACCAUCUGGCCAGCGAGUCAUCCCAUUAUCCGACAAAUGCGCGAGGGCUGGCAAGUUCAAGUUGGGCGCAACAAGGUUGCCUUCUCUGUGCUAUUUGAAUCGCUUUAUGUCGGAUAUGCCGACCGACAGUGA